AUGUCUAUCACAGAUGUCAGAAUGGUUUAUGGGGAAACUAAUGAUGUUAUAACUUUCCACCAGUGUGUUGUAUGUGGUGAGAUUUUUCAACAAUAUGAUGAUUUAGAAAAACACAAUAAGAUACAUGUUAAAGAAGAGAAAACCAAUGAUGUAGAUGAAUAUUGUCAUGUUAAAGAAGAGAAAAUUGAUGAUGUAGAUGAAUAUUGUCAUGUUAAAGAAGAGAAAACUGAUGAUAUUGAAACUGUUUAUCAGUGUAAUUUGUGUGAUGAAGAAUUUAAUUUAGAAAAUCAUUUAGAGAAACACUGUGAAGAACAUGUUAGUCAGCAAGGGCAAACAGGAGAAAGAGCUUAUAGAUGUGAAGUUUGUGCUAAAUUAUUCAUUUUAAACAGUAAUCUGCAGGACCACAUGAGAAUCCAUACAGAUGAAAGACCUUAUAAAUGUGAUGUUUGUAGUAAAUCAUUUACUAGCAGCAGUCAUCUACAGAGACAUAUCAGAAUCCAUACUGGUGAAAAACCUUAUAGAUGUGGUGUUUGUAGUAAAUCAUUUCCCACCAGUAGUAAUCUACAGAAGCACAUGAGAAUCCAUACUGGUGUAAAACCUUAUAAAUGUGAUGUUUGUAGUAAAUCAUUUAGUCAGAAUAGUAAUCUACAGUCACACAUGCGAAUUCAUUCUGGAGAAAAACCCUUUGAAUGUGACGUUUGUAAUAAAUCAUUUAGUCAGAAAGUUCAUCUACAGAGUCAUGAGAGGAAUCAUACGGGUGAAAAGCCUUAUAAAUGUGAUGUUUGUAAUAAAUCAUUUACUGAACAAGGUACCUUACGGAAGCAUGUCAGAAUUCAUACUAAAGAAAAACCUUAUAAAUGUGAUGUUUGUGGUGAAUCAUUUGCACGGAGAAAUGGUCUAAUAAAACACAUGAUAGAUCAUCCUGGACAGAACCCAUUUAAAUGUGAUGUUUGUAGUAAAUCAUUUAGUCUGAAUUAUAGUCUACAGAACCACAUGAGAAUUCACACAGGUGAAAAACCUUAUAAAUGUGAUGUUUGUAGUAAAUCAUUUACACAGAAUAGUAAUCUAGUGUACCAUAUGAGAAUUCAUACUGGUGACAAGCCUUAUAAAUGUGAUGUUUGUAGUAAAUCAUUUAGUCAGAAAGUCCAUCUACAGAGACACAUGAGAAGUCAUACUGGUGAAAAACCUUAUAAAUGUGAUGUUUGUAGUAAAUCAUUUACUACCAGUUUUAAUCUAAGAACACACGUGAUAAUUCAUACAGGUGAAAAACCAUAUAAAUGCGAUGUUUGUAGUAAAUCAUUUACUUAUAAAUGUAAUCUACAGAAACAUGUCGGAACUCAUACAGGUGAAAAAGCUCAUAAAUGUGAUGUUUGUAGUAAAUCAUUUACUACCAGUACUAGUCUACAGAUACACGUGAGAAAUCAUACAGGGGAAACACCUUACAAAUGUGAUAUUUGUGGUAAAUCAUUUAGUCGUAAUGUUGGUCUACACAACCACAUGAGAAUUCAUACUCGUGAAAAAACCUUAUAAUUUUGAUGUUUGAAGUAAAUCAUUCUUAUACCUAAAAAAAAUUGGGGUUUAAUGUUAACUUGACACAAACCAGGUCAUUACGAGACUAACAUAUGGUUCAAUUUUAUUCCAAUAAUUCACUUGCGCGUAGGGGAAUCGAAACCACGCCAGUUGACUCAGUGGCAGACCUUAUGAUACAACACACAUGCACGUGCGCUAACCCGUACGGACAAGCAACUGAUAGAAAUAAAAAUUGAACCCUAUAGUUUUCCCAAUUUGGCCUAGUCUGUGUCAAGUGGACAUUAAACCUAAUUUCUUUCACAAUUUUUAGUUUUUAGAGUUUCAACAAAAUUUGAAGAUCCAAGUUGACAAUAAAAAUGGCACCAGUUGAAAUUUGAAAUAAAGAGUAGGACGUAGUGCCGCUUUCUUGUCAAAAAUUUCUCACAUAGCCCAUCGCAUGGCGGGCUUCAUUACUACAGUUGGUGGAGAGGAUCAGGAUGUUUAACUAUAUUUCAUUCCUGUUGAAGAUAUUUGUCUUAUAGUAUUUUGAUGUAUUUUUAUACGCCUACAUUGAAAUACGGUCGUAUAUUGUCGUCGCCCCCGUCUGUCCAUCCAUCCAUCCAUCCAUCCGGCUGGCGUCUAGAAUUGCUCUACAGGCCAAAGUUAAUAUCAGAUUGACUUUAUACACAAUGUUUAAGAUCAUGAGACGAAGAAAUCUAUUCAUUUUCAGCAAUUUUCGAUAAUUACUGCUAGAGUUAUGGCCCUUGAUCACUUCACAAAAAAUCUUGUGGACGCUCUUAAGGCUAAAGUUAAUAUCUGAUUGACUUUAAAUUUAUACACAGUGUUUAAGGUCAUGAGACGAAGAAUCCUAUUGAUUUUCAAUGAUUUCUGGUAAUUACUUUGAAAAAUCUCUGAUGCUCUAAAGCUAAAGUUAUCAUAUGAUUGACUUCAGAUUGAUACACAGAGUCUAAGGUUGUAUAUUGAUUUUCAAUGAAUUUUGAUACUUGAACAGCUGAAUCCAUGAUAUUAAAUGUUUCAUAUACUAAACGUUAGCAUGGGGCAGAACUUUUUAAAAACCAAACAAAUUCUUAUGAUUUCCAGAUAAUUAUUUAAUGAGUUGUUACUCUUAAUCAGAUUUUAGUGUAUUAUAAAUGUUUCAUUACCGAAAAAAGUAAAAAUAUGCGACAACUGUUGUUGAGUGCCCGGACGAUUUAGCUGCUCU
Molecule: messenger RNA, 2731 nt
Organism: Patella vulgata (common limpet)
Lineage: Eukaryota; Metazoa; Mollusca; Gastropoda; Patellidae
Product: zinc finger protein OZF-like
Exons: 2
Coding region: 1-1530 (509 amino acids)
Source: RefSeq, a predicted model, not a curated record